UGCGGUAGUAGAACUAGCCUGAUGUCUGUGUAAGACCGUUCGCACAUGUACUGAUCGCGUUUGUGUCGAAGGGCGAUCGGCACACUGACGGUCGUGGAACCCUCUACAGAUAUAAUACGAUAUACAACGCGGAUUUACAUAUAGUUAGUAGGAUAUGUCUACGCGCACGAGAACGUAAAGUUUAUAUAAAUACUGUGAAGGAGGGUGUAGCCCACCCUAGCCGUGAGAUAAGACACACGGUAUAUGUGUUACACAUGUAAAACUAAUCAGCAGGUACAGCGAGAUUCAGGUGAGAUUUCAGGUGUAAACAGUGUAAGCGGGACGGAAUGAUACUGUACACACGCUCUAGGAACGAUGGGAACUAUUGUGUCAGAUCUAUAAUGAAGACAAGGAAUUAAACACCGCAGUGCUGUUGCUGUUUCUGUCGAUUAACAAGCCAGCCAGUCAAUCAGAUAUAUUGUUUGUGAUGUUCGUCUGGAAAAUAGUUUAAAUCAAUGAAAAUUGCAUUAGGAAUUCGAUCUAACAUUUCGUGCAUUGUUGACUUUUAACUAAUGUACCGGUAUCUUAUGACAAGUGAAUUCGUGUGAUUAAAUAUUAAUUUACACGUGUUUGUGUUGAUGUGACACUCGUAGUGCCAAGAUGAGCGGUUGCCCAUUCAGAAACGCUAUAGAAAAUGCCAAAGUGGCACAACAGUCGAAAAAUAAUAACAACAACAUCGAACCCUCUUCAUUGCCGAAUGGUAGUGCAAAUGGAUCUACGGACACUAUCAGAACGACGACAGCCAGUACUCAAACUGGUCAGGGCAAAAUUGGACAUGCGAUGUCCGACAACUACCUCGUACCGGGGAAAGGGACAACGUCAAGUGCGUCCCUUGGGAGUGAAAUGACCAGCUCGAGUAGAAAAACUAGUAACAUGUCAACUUGCUCAAUGGGAUCGGAUGAGACGGAUGGAGAGAAAAAGCUGGAUCUUUUGGGGUUGAUUGAGUCGGUGGGGACCCUCCUUCUACCUUCGACCGGGUUUAUCAAUAGAUCCUUCCAGAAUGUGAUCCGGACCAAGGAAGAAACUAUCAUGGAAAUUGUCAGGAAGUUGCUGAACUUUGACGAAAUGACUUUUGUGACGUCAUACCUGGAUCCGGAUGUGCGUCAUGCAGCUAUUAAUGAAACUCUUCUUCUUAGUAUGUCUGAUGCAGCGGCAGCGGUUUUAGACGUAAAACAGGAUACAGUUUUGCGGAUGCUUGGAGACGAAUAUGUUCAGCUCUGCCUCUCGGAAUACGGCCGUUCUCUUGGAAUGAUGGGAAGUAAUAUGGUAGAAUUUUUCAGCAACCUUGACGGACUUCACGACCAUAUAAGAACAUCUCCAAAGUUUGGUUCUCAAGUGCCUCCAUCUUUCCGAUGUUCGCAUACGUCAAAAGGAACCGUAGAACUCCAUUUUUACUCUGAACGCCCAAACCUCUUGGAGUUUUAUGCUGGGAUUGUACAAUCUGUUGCCCGACUCAUGUUCUCUGUCAAUGCUGAUGUUACUUUACAAGUUAGUGAGAAAGCUUCCAAGACACAUCAUGUGUUCCAUAUAAAACCAAGAGAUUACUCGAAUAAAAAGGAAUGUACAUUCAGUAACUUUCGGGCUUCCACAUCUGAUAAUCCGUCCGAUCUCAAGAUUGGCGUUGACACAUUUUGUAGUUCAUUUCCAUUCCAUGUCAUCUUUGACAGGGAUCUGAAAAUUACACAGCUCGGAUCGGCUCUCCUGAAAAUGAUAGCACCAGGGUUUGCAACAAAGGGACAGAGGUUUGAUACCUACUUCGUGGUUAAAAGCCCAAAGCUUGAGGAGUUGACAUUCUCAAAAUUGUUGUCAAGAGUGAAUUUUUCUUUUGCUUUAGAAACAAAAUCUCAGCAAAGAGGAGGACACCAACUAUCCCAGGACACCGUUCUUAAAGGUCAGAUGAUAUACCUGCAGGAGUCGGACGCAAUCCUUUUUCUAGGCUCCCCAAGUAUUGAGAAACUUGAUGAGAUGAUAGCGAAGGGGUUAUACAUAUCUGAUGUCCCUAUCCAUGACGCUACUCGUGACGUCAUUCUUGUCGGAGAGCAGACGAAAGCACAGGCAAGUUUGAAAAAACGGAUGGAAGAACUGAAGAAUGGUAUCAUCGAAGGUACUCAAGCUGUAGAGCAUGAGAAAGCCAAGAACAUAGAACUACUUGAGAUGAUAUUCCCCUCUAAUAUCGCAGAACGUCUCUGGAGAGGGGAGACAAUCGAUCCAAUGAAGAUUGAUGACGUCACGAUGUUGUUCAGUGACAUCGUCGGGUUUACGGCGAUCUGUUCGUCCUGUACUCCUUUGGAAGUGAUCAACAUGCUGAACUCGCUAUACACACAGUUCGACCAUUUCUGUGGUGUAGUUGACGUUUACAAGGUGGAGACGAUUGGAGAUGCAUAUUGUGUGGCUGGAGGACUACAUAAAAGAUCAAGGAGACAUGCCGAGCAGAUCUCCUUUAUGGCAUUAAGAAUGAUGGAAAUAGCCGGCAAGGAAAGGUCCAAGGACGGAAACGCAAUCAGGAUGAGGAUAGGACUCCAUACUGGUUCUGUUUUGGCCGGAGUUGUUGGAGUGCGCAUGCCCAGAUACUGUCUUUUCGGAAAUAACGUCACCCUGGCAAACAAGUUUGAGAGCGGAAGUGAAGCUGAACACAUCAACAUUAGUCCGACUACUUACACAUGCAUCUCAGAAACUGCAGGAUUUUCUUACACCCCACGAACUCGGAAGGAGCUACCAGAUGGUUUUCCUGAAGAUAUCGACGGCGUUUGUUACUUUUUGGACGAUUUUAAAUUCCCAGGGGCAAAUAAAGAUGACACGAGUGUCGAUCAUAUUGCCUUACAAAUGGAAGAGUUUCGGAGAGGGGAUGUUGUCUUUACCUAAUAGGUCUAUGUGUUUUUUUGAUUUUACCGUUCAGGAAAAAUCAAAUCUGGUUGUUGCGGAGUAUUUAUUUAUAUUUUCAUACCGUCCAGUUAUGUUACCCUUAAAACACUUCAAUGUAGACAUAGACAUACACUGACAAAUGUUAUUUAAAGUAAAUUCCUAAUCCUUUAUUUCUUUCUGAAGUAUGUGAAAUAUUUUAUUUUGAUAAUGAAUGCUAUUAAACCACGGAGGGGACAUGUUCCAUACGGAUAUUCCGUCACAUGAUGAUUUCCACGUGAUUUCUCUUCCCAUACAUGUUAUAGUAAUAAAGUACAUGUAUAUGUCAGUAUUUUUUGUUGUAAGUAUAUAUAUAUAUAUCUUAAUUGUGUUGCACUACAUGUACAGCUAUAUAUAUAAGAAUUAUAAUUAUGAAGGGAAUGCGACAAUCGAACAGCUUCCUUUGGGGAAAUGUUUUAGCAACGAAACAAACAAAGUGCGAUUUCAAUCUUUACCAUUUGGAAGACCGGGGAUGAUGUUUACUUAUGACGUAAUGUUGGUAGUAAUAUGUAAUGGCGUAAAAUAAUAUAGUUUCCAAUGCCUGACCCAGCUUUGUCAUUACGUAAUGCAAGACUGUGCACUUCUUCUGGGUAUCAGGAUGUUCAUGUAUAAUUAAUUUGAAAAUGGAUAGCCAUAUUAAGUAAAUCAAAUUGGCUUCAUUACCAAAAAAGUUAUUUUUAAAACGAUAAUUUAUAAUGGUAAAACAUUCUUAAAAAAAACAAAGUUUACUGAGUACACUGCUAUCGCUUCACGAGUUGUAUAAUUAAGAAAUGCUUGGAGGCAUUUCAAAAUAAUUAAGGUUCAAUAUUGCCAAAUACAGAUUCUAGUGCUGAACAUAACUUUUAAGCCUAGGUUUGAAUAUUUAUCUCCAUAGAUUAUUCAACUGUAGAGAUAUAUCUUACAUUGAUGUACUGGCGUGAUGUUAUGUGGAAUGUUUCGUAAACAAUGACAGCAGACAUUUUAUCUCUUGUUAGCGGUCUAGUGGUAUUAAUGAUUCUAAUAAAUAUAAUCUAGCUGCUCGAUAUUCUCAUUGUUUUCGAAACAUUUUCGUAAUACUAUCAGGAGAAAAAAUGGGAUAUGUAUUAGUCUGGGGACCAAAAUAAGCUUACUUCGAGAAUACAGUGUAUUCGAGAUAUCAGCUUCGUAUUAGCAAGUUAGAGUUAUUGGAUACUCCGAUAUACUUUCUGUACCGAAAGUGUCAAUAAGUCGAAAUAUUGUGAUAUUUGUGUUUAAAAUGAUAAAUUAUUGUUAUAUUUGACUUAACAAUGUUAUGUACCCCACCCGUAUUUAUAUAGUAAAAUGUUUCAUUAUCAUGCCAUUGUAGUUUCCCACAUAAAUAACAUCACAUUAAUUGUAUAGUAUUGGAUAUUAUAAACCCGUACGAUUGCUUCAAAGUGUCUAUCUACAAAUACAUACAAUAGGUCUCGACUGUUCGAAAUUAGGUACACUUGUGCUUAGAUUGUGACUGUCCUCGAUGACAAUGCUUUGGCACUAACAUUUCUUUCACAUUCAAGUCAUAUACAUAUCGGUUUCGCAUUUCUUUCUGUUGUUUAAUCGGAAAAAAACAUUUAUAUGUAUAUUCUUAUCUUUUUCAAUUACUAAUAUCAGAAAACAUGUAUCACGAAAUCUCAUUCUAGUGCAAAAUAGAUCCAUGUAUAUUCUUAUUUUUUUCCAAUUAAAGACUGAGACAUUUACAAAUGGCUAUCAGCUACGUAAUUAUAAAAGCGAUAUGUCGUUGCUAAGGAAGGAUUAUAUAAUCUUAAAUACAAAUGCAAUAUUCUUUGUGCAUGCUAAUCACGUAAUAGUCCCAUAGGUUUUAAGUGUAACAAGUGAAGAAAUCGGAUCAUAAACAUUUGUUCACGCACCUUUUUUCUUCUAAUGUAAUACCUUUACAUUGUAAAAACUUUUAUUGGUGACAACAGUACUGGAAUACGGAAUAAUAUUGGCGGAAGUUGCUAUUUUUGUCUCUUUUUUCAACACAAAGAUAAUAUGUUAAUACACAAUUAGUUUGUUACCAUAGUCAUAUAGCAUAUCAGCUUCGAAAUCCGAGAGUAUCAUUAUCGAUAUGAUAUAUUGUGUAUGUGUAGAGAGAGCGUUCAUGAGCUCAAGUAUAAUUUCGAGGAUGUCCGUAUUUUUAUCUACCUUGAUAGAGGUAUCGCGAUGGAUACACUGAACCUUGAAUUAUAUUAUUUUCCCUGACAUUUUAAUAGUAUUGUGUUGAUUAUUCACGUUUUACAAAAAUAAUUUGAACAAAAAGCAAAAAUAUUAAAGAUGAAAUAUUCUGCAACAUUUUUUGGCAAAUUACACCUUUUUACCAGAAGUCGUUAACUGUAUCAUUAUGACUGGGGUCAUUAGGUAUAAAAGAUGCCGAUCUUCGAACAUUUAAUCCUCUCCUGAUCUCACCAGAUACACCAGGUAAUUCACGUGAUGCUAUUUAAAGGAUCUGAUAAGAAACCAAUAUGAAGAAGGUGGAUAUUUAUUUUAUCAAUUAAAUCCCUAAGCCAAUCCUACAGGUAGAAAGGUUAAGAGAUUACUAGUUUCAUUGCAGAAUAUUUCUGACAUAUUAAGAAAUGUAUUUUAGCGUAACGUCAUUAUCAGGUGAAGUAUGAAAUCAAUAUUCCAUGUCUUUCAUCCACUGCUGUGACCCUAAUGGAAUAAAAUAAAUCUUUGGUUUAUA
Messenger RNA from Pecten maximus, 5614 nucleotides. Its product is annotated as guanylate cyclase soluble subunit alpha-2-like. The record is from RefSeq and is a predicted model, not a curated record. Gene Ontology annotation, molecular function: guanylate cyclase activity; heme binding. Gene Ontology annotation, biological process: cGMP biosynthetic process; response to oxygen levels. The transcript is spliced from 10 exons. The coding region runs from base 640 to 2901 and encodes 753 amino acids. NCBI's taxonomy places the organism in Eukaryota, Metazoa, Mollusca, Bivalvia, Pectinida, Pectinidae. Gene Ontology annotation, cellular component: guanylate cyclase complex, soluble.